Messenger RNA from Mustela lutreola (European mink), 8050 nucleotides. It is a transcript of the gene QRICH2, whose product is annotated as glutamine rich 2. Bases 883 to 8019 code for a protein of 2378 amino acids. The transcript is spliced from 22 exons. The record is from RefSeq and is a predicted model, not a curated record. Lineage: Eukaryota; Metazoa; Chordata; Mammalia; Carnivora; Mustelidae.
UUGACCAGAUGAGUCUGUUUCGAGAUAAACUAGGCCAGGGCGGCUCAGUGAAGGUCUGUCGUGUGGUGGCUGGUUGGAGCUGCCAGGGCGGUGAGUGUUCUUUUCCAAGUUACCCUCCUUUCUGAUGAAGCAAAAUGAGAUGGGAGCUGUCCCCCAAAAGCCAAGGUCUCAGGACUGCAUCCCUUAAGACAUGUGCCUCUGCCCUGAGUAAGGAAUGAGCUAAGGACACACAGGGUGUCUCUUAAAUCUGUCAGUUCUUAAUGGCUGAGUGCAUGGGAGGCCUUCCUAGGUUAAGUGAGGGCUGCAACCUAGGUGAGCCACAGGACCCCUCCCCUUCCCAAACUGCUGUGUUCCCAUAGUAGUGCCUUGACACAGCCCCAUAGCCCCUUUGGGAACGUUUACUUAAAGUAACAGUCAGUGGUGCCUUGGGGUAUGCCCCAGGCUUCCCCAGACCUGGAUAAGAUAGGAUCCCCUUGCAAGUUGGGAGGGAGUGUGUGACUUCGCAUACGGGCCAGUCCCGCACUGCGGGGUGCCCGCUGGACGGUGCCAGAACCCUCGCGUGCGCGGGGCCCCGCACCACGGGGCAGUGACGGGGCCGUCCGUUCGGUUCCAAACGUCCGCUGGCUGCAGCCGGCGCAAGGGGAGGGUGUAGCGUGGAGAGCGGACGACUGGACAGCCGAGGGUUGGCGGCUGUCCGGACCCCGCUGGGGAGGCGGGCGCGGGUCCCCAGGAGCGGAGGGUGGGAAGCCCGGCGGCCAGGCGCUUUGCCUCCAUUUUCCAGUGACUGAUGCCCUGGGCAGCGCCCGGGGGCGCAGUGGGCAGUGAGGGGGACAUGGCCGCCUGGCCAGCCGAGGGCGCGGACCGCUGCUGAGACGGCGCACGAUGCCGCCCGCGACGGCGGCCACCACCAUGGUCUCCCUUCGGGAGCUGGCGGACUUGGCCAUCGGCACCCCGGAGGUGGGCGCUGUCAACUUCACGGCCCUGCACACGCUUAUCGUGGCCAUGCUCCGGAGCCUCAACCUGCAGGAGGUGCGCAUCGACUUCCAGUCGCCGUUGCCGUCGCCGGAGACGAGCCGCCCCUUGGAGAUCGCGCAGACCGCGCUCAGCGCCCCGCAGCUGGCUGCGUCCAGGGAGAAGCCGCGCGGCAGCCUGACCAAGCCACCGACGGCCGCGGCGACGCUCGAGAGCCAGGUGAAGGGCCUGGGCGGGCAGGUCCAGGACCUCAGCAGGAAGCUCAAGACCGUCACGAGCCAGGUGCAGGGCAUCGUGAGCCACGUGCAGCACCUUACGGCUCCCAUCAGCGAGCUGGACGCCCGGGACUGGCUGGAGGAGGAGACCGCCAAGCUGGCGCCGGCCAGGGCACGAGCAGGGUCGUUGAAAACCGCGAAGGGCGAGCGGGCCAUCGUCUCCCAGGUCUCCCAGGCCAUGGAGCUGCUGCGCGACGUCGUGGAGGACGUGAAAACCCUCAAAGAAGCCCAGGAAAAGGCGCAGGAGCUCCCAGCGACAGCCUUCCAGCGAAUCGAUGCUCUAGAGAAGAUGGUCAGAGAACGGGAUGAAUUCCUGGACCUCGUGGGCCGGAAGAUGAGUUUGAUGCCUGUUGGAGAAGAAGUCACCAUGGUCACCUGGGAGGAGCUGGAGCAAGCCAUUACUGACGGCUGGAGGGCCUCACUAGGGGGCUCAGAGACAAUGACGGGACUCCCUCAGCGCAGAGGGCACGCGUCCGCAACGUCAGAUGACAUACUUCAAGGCGGAGUCCCCAUCAAGCGGUCAAGUGCUGACCGGGCUGUGGAUUCUCCCCGUGCUUAUGGCUCAGAUCAGACCUUUUCAGGACUUGGUGGAGUAAGAAACCCCUCUGAAGGGGUCACCAGGGAACAAGGCAGAGGUGCCUCGGCUGCCACAUUCCCUGCUAGAGAACAGCACCCCAGGGCCCGUAACGAAGCUGGCCUGGCAAAGACCCAUCACCCAUCUGCAUCCCAAUCCAGAGUAGAGUCAGAUCGCCCCAGGACGAGAGAGCUGCCGUUGCACAGCUCAGCCCAUCUAAGAAAAGAGGAACGAGAAGCACAGCCUGGUCCCACCCUACAGGACCUAUCCUCAGGCCCUGUGGCCGGAGAUGAGCAUCAAGGUCACCCAGAUCAGCACUGGGGGGUGGAUGCAAGCCUGGGUCGAAUCCAGCCCGGGCCGGAUCAGCAUGGAUUGGGACCACAUGGCGUGGACCCACUGGUGUGGCAGCAUCCCAGGACUUACCCACGUGCUGUGGUACCGCACAGCGUGGGUCAGCUCGGUGUGAUGCCACCUGGGAUGGAUGAGUGGGGCUUGGUAACACCUGGCCCGGAUCAGUAUGGGAUGGUGCCACCAGUAGUACCCGGCACACACCAGCAAGGAUGGGAACUACCUAGCCCAGUUCAGCCUGGUACGGUUCCACCUGGCGCAUAUCAGUAUGACACAGGACUUCCUGGCACAGCCCAACAGCCUGGUGUGGAUCCGCGCGGAUGGGUGCCCCUGGCUGCAGAUCAGCGUGGAUUUUUAAUACCUGGUGUGGAUCAACAGGGAUUGGUUCCACACCUCACACAUCAACGUGGUUUGGCAUCCCCUGGUUUGAUGCAAGUUGUUGCAGAUCGGCAAGGUUUUGUACAGCCCAGCUUGGAAACAUCUGAGUUCACUCAUCCUCACACAGAUCAGCAUGAUAUAAUACAGCCUGGGCCAGACCAGCAUGGUUUGGUACCAGCGGGAGCCGGUCAGCGUGGUUUGGUGCAGCCUGGUGCAGAUCGGCAUGGUUUGGUCCAGACUCUUGUAGAUCCAAGUGGUUUGGUCCAGCCUGGUGCUGAUCUACCUGAUUGGGCACAGCCUGGUGCAUAUCCCAGUGACUGGGGACAGCCUGUUGCGUAUCCUUUUGACUCGGUACAGCCCAAUGUAUACCCAUCUGGUUUGGUCCAGCCAAGUGCAGUUCAGCCUGGUUUGACACAAUCUGGAAUAGGUCAGCAAGAUUCAGCCCAACUUAGAACGGAUCAGCGCACUUUGGUGGAGCCUGAAAUGGAUGAACAUGGUUUGGUCCAAGUUGGAAUGGAUCACCGUGUUUUGUUCCAGCCUGGCACGGUUCGGCCUACUUUAAUGCAGCCUGGUGCAGGUCAGCGUGGUUUGGUCCAACCUGUUAUAAGUCAGCAUGAUUUGGCUGUCCAACCUGGAAUAGAUCAGCGUGAGUCAUUCCAACUUGGCAUGGAUCAGCGUGGUUUGGUGCAGCCUGGCUUGGUACAGCCUGGCAUGGAUCAGCGUGGUUUGGUGCAACCUGGUGCAGGUCAGCCUAGCAUGGAUCAGCGUGGUUUGGUGCAACCUGGCGCAGGUCAGCCUGGCAUGGAUCAGCGUGGUUUGGUGCAACCUGGUGCAGGUCAGCCUGGCUUGGCACAGCCUGGCAUGGAUCAGCGUGGUUUGGUGCAACCUGGUGCAGGUCAGCCUGGCUUGGCACAGCCUGGCAUGGAUCAGCGUGGUUUGAUGCAACCUGGCGCAGGUCAGCCUGGCAUGGAUCAGCGUAGUUUGGUGCAACCUGGUGCAGGUCAGCCUGGCUUGGCGCAGCCUGGCAUGGAUCAGCGUGGUUUGGUGCAACCUGGUGCAGGUCAGCCUGGCUUGGUGCAACCGGGCAUGGAUCAGCGUGGUUUGGUGCAACCUGGUGCAGGUCAGCCUGGCUUGGCACAGCCUGGCGUGGAUCAGCGUGGUUUGGUGCAACCUGGUGCAGGUCAGCCUGGCAUGGAUCAGCGUGGUUUGGUGCAACCUGGUGCAGGUCAGCCUGGCUUGGUGCAACCGGGCAUGGAUCAGCGUGGUUUGGUGCAACCUGGUGCAGGUCAGCCUGGCUUGGCACAACCUGGCAUGGAUCAGCGUGGUUUGCUGCAACCUGGUGCAGGUCAGCCUGGCUUGGUGCAACCGGGCAUGGAUCAGCGUGGUUUGGUGCAACCUGGUGCAGGUCAGCCUGGCUUGGCGCAACCUGGCAUGGAUCAGCGUGGUUUGGUGCAACCUGGUGCAGGUCAGCCUGGCUUGGUGCAACCGGGCAUGGAUCAGCGUGGUUUGGUGCAACCUGGUGCAGGUCAGCCUGGCUUGGCACAGCCUGGCGUGGAUCAGCGUGGUUUGGUGCAACCUGGUGCAGGUCAGCCUGGCUUGGUGCAACCGGGCAUGGAUCAGCGUGGUUUGCUGCAACCUGGUGCAGGUCAGCCUGGCUUGGCACAGCCUGGCUUGGAUCAGCGUGGUUUGGUGCAACCUGGUGCAGGUCAGCCUGGCUUGGCACAGCUUGGCAUGGAUCAGCAUGGUUUGGUGCAACCUGGUGCAGGUCAGCCUGGCUUGGUGCAACCGGGCAUGGAUCAGCGUGCUUUGGUGCAACCUGGUGCAGGUCAGCCUGGCUUGGCACAGCCAGGCAUGAAUCAGCGUGGUUUGGUGCAUACUGGCACAGGUCAGCCUGGCUUGGCACAGCCUGGCAUGGAUCAGCGUGGUUUGGUGCAACCUGGUGCAGGUCAGCCUGGCAUGGAUCAGCGUGGUUUGGUGCAACCUGGCAUAGGUCAGCCUCGCUUGGCACAGCCUGGCAUGGAUCAGCGUGGUUUGGUGCAACCUGGCUUGGCACAGCCUGGCAUGGAUCAGCAUGGUUUGGCGCAACGUGGCAUAGGUCAGCCUGGCUUGGCACAGCCUGGCAUGGAUCAGCGUGGUUUGGUGCAACCUGGCACUGUUCAGCCUGACAUGGCACAGCCUGGCGUGGAUCAGCGUGGUUUGGUGCAACCUGGCGCAGGUCAGCCUGGCUUGGCACAGCCUGGCAUGGAUCAGCAUGGUUUGGUGCAACCUGGUGCAGGUCAGCCUGGCUUGGCACAGCCUGGCGUGGAUCAGCGUGGUUUGGUGCAACCUGGUUCAGGUCAGCCUGGCUUGGCACAGCCUGGCGUGGAUCAGCGUGGUUUGGUGCAACCUGGCACGGAUCAGCGUGGUUUGGUGCAACCUGGCGCAGGUCAGCCUGGUUUGGCACAGCCUGGCAUGGACCAGCGUGGUUUGGUGCAACCUGGCGCAGAUCCACGUGGCUUUUCUCAACCUGGAGCAUAUCCUCCUGGAUUGAUUCAACCUGGCGCAUAUCCACUUGAUUUGGUACAGCCUGGUGCCUAUCCACGUGGUUUGGUCCAACCUGGUGCUUAUCCACAAGGUUUGGGUCAAUCUAGUGCCUAUCCUCGUGGUUCAGUUCCACCUGGUGCCUAUCCUCGUGGUUUGAUCCAGCCUGGUACAUAUCCACACAGUUUCAUGCAGCCUAGUACUGAUCAGCGUGGUUUGGUUCAACCUGAAAUUGAUCAGUAUGGCUUGAGGCAGCCUGGUACCGGACAACCAGGUGUGAUACCAGCAGGCACAGGGCUGCGUGGCUUUCCAGCAUUUGCCCCAGAUUUUCCAAGAUCUUUAGCACAUCCAUAUCACCCUGGUGUAAUACCUCCUGGCAGAUAUCAACAUGGUCAGGUGUCAACACUCCUAGCCAAUCAAGGUUUGGCAUCACCAGGUAUUGGCCAGAAGGGUUUAUCAGAAACUUACCAGCAAGGUUUGUUACAUCGUGGCACAGACCAGCAUGGCCUGACACCAUUAAGCCCCCAUGUGGGAUCUGUACAGCGAGCUCAACAGCAUUUGGUUUCGCCUGGCCCAGAUCAGCAUGGCCAGGGACAAGCAGGCACAGAACAGCAAGACCAUGUAUCCUCUAUCCCAGAAUCCUGGGACCGAUCCUAUCCUGGCCCUCACGGCCCAGAUGUCCUGGAGGUAGAUCCACGUGUCCAGAUGGGUUUGGAUCCAAAACAAAUACAUGCCUCAGGCCAGCCUGCCUUUCCCAGGAGCGCAGACUUUCUCAGCGACCUCCAUGGAGUUUCCUCCGAAAAGAGCGAUUUCCAGAGCGAGAGACGAGACUCGCUGGAUAAAUUAGCUCCGACCUUCCCCAUGGCAGUGGAAACAUUUCGUCUGAUGGGAGAGCUCCUUGGCCUCUAUGUAGAGCUCAAGGAGAACAUGAAGGAGCUGGACGAGGAGCAGGCUGGCCAGACCGACCUAGAGAAGAUCCAGUACCUGCUCGGCCUCAUGGUCAAGAAGGCUAUACCCCCAGACCUGCAGGAACAGCUGAACACCUUAAAGUCCUUAACCAAAGAAGUUCGGCAGGAGAAAGCAAAGAUGGAGAGGAUGCAGAAGAUCCUGGAGGACAACGGUGAACACGGAACAGGAAAAGACCUGAAGAAUGGCUCGCUGAGCUUGCAGCUGGGAAUCCUCAGAGUGACCGUGGCUGACAUCGAGAAGGAACUGGCCGAGCUGAGGGAAAGCCAAGAGCGGGGCAAGGUCAGCAUGGAGCACUCGGUCUCCGAAGCCUCCCUCUACCUGCAGGACCAGCUUGACAAGCUCAGGGCGAUUAUCGAGAACAUGCUGGCCUCAUCUUCUACGCUGCUGUCCCUGAGCAUGGCUCCUCACAAGACGCUGUCCACUUUGGAACCUGGCCAGAUUGACCCGGAGGCCACCUGCCCUGCCUGCAGCCUGGACCUGAGCCACCAGGUCAGCACGCUGGUGCAGCGCUACGAGCAGCUUCAGGACAUGGUCAACAAUCUGGCUGCCUCCCGGCCCUCCAAGAAAGCCAAGCUCCAGAGCCAGGAUGAAGAGCUGCUGGGCCACGUCCAGAGCGCCAUCCUGCAGGUGCAGGGCGACUGCGAGAAGCUCUACAUCACCACCAGCAGCCUCAUCGAAGACCACCGGCAGAAGCAGAAGGACAUUGACGUGCUGUACCAGGGCAUAGAGAAGCUCGAGAAGGAAAAGGCCAACAGAGAGCACCUGGAGAUGGAGAUUGACGUGAAGGCUGAUAAGAGCGCCCUGGCGGCCAAAGUGAGCCGUGUCCAGUUCGAUGCCACCACAGAGCAGCUGAACCACAUGAUGCAGGAGCUGGUGGCGAAGAUGAGCGACCACGAGCAGGACUGGCAGAAGAUGCUGGACAAGCUCCUGGUGGAGAUGGACAGCAAGCUGGACCGCCUGGAGCUGGACCCCGUGAAGAAGUUGCUGGAAGACCGCUGGAAGUCCUUGCGCCAGCAGCUCAAGGAGCGCUCUCCCCUCUACCAGGCGGACGAGGCGGCGGCCAUGCGGAGGCAGCUCUUGGCACAUUUCCACUGCCUCUCUUGUGACCGGCCCUUGGAGACAGCUGUGACUGGACAAUUUAUCCCGGUGACUCCUGUGGGCCCAGCCCUGCCUGGGCACCGCUCCACCCGCCCCUACACUAUCUUCGAGCUGGAGCAGGUCCGGCAGCAGAGCCGCAACCUCAAGCUGGGCGGUACCGCCUUCCCUCGGGGCGACUUGGCGCACAUGGAGCGGAGCGUGGGGCGCCUGCGCACCAUGCACUCCAAGAUGCUGAUGGACAUUGAGAAGGUGCAGAUCCACUUCGGAGGCUCGGUCCGGGCCAGCAGCCAGAUGAUCCGGGAGCUGCUGCAGGCACAGUGCCUGAGCUCCCCCUGCUACAAACGGGUGCCGGAGACAGCCGACUACGUGUACUCGAGCGUCCCCCGGCGCUGCGGGGGCAGCCACACCCUCACGUACCCCUACCGCCGCAGCCGUCUACAGCACCUGUCCCAGGGCCUGUACCCCACCGAGGAGGUCCAGAUCGCCAUGAAGCAUGAUGAGGUGGAUAUCUUGGGCUUGGAUGGACAUAUUUACAAGGGACGGAUGGAUACAAGGCUGCCGGGCAUCUUGACCAAAGACACCUCCGUCUCCGGGAUGAGCAAGCACAAGGCCAAGCAUUCCCGGCCCCACGUGCACAGGCAGCAGUCCCUCAGCGACAACGGCCAGCUGCCCUCGAGACCUCAGAGUGCCCAGAUGCUGGCUGUCAACAGCCCAGCUCCUCCUCGUCCACGGAAAGACAGACCCCUGUCUUCUGAGGGGCGCCUCGCCCAGCCCAACACGGCUCACCCGCCCAGCCCCAGCGAGUUGGAGAUGCACAUGGACAUGCCCCCCGGGGAGGGGCCUGAGGAGCCCACCCGGGGACCGCGGUCCACCACUGCUCAGUGAGCAAAGGUAUUAAUAAAUGUUUAGGAAGAAG